Messenger RNA from Odocoileus virginianus texanus, 1585 nucleotides. It is a transcript of the gene F2RL3, whose product is annotated as F2R like thrombin or trypsin receptor 3. Gene Ontology annotation, cellular component: plasma membrane. The record is from RefSeq and is a predicted model, not a curated record. Gene Ontology annotation, biological process: thrombin-activated receptor signaling pathway; phospholipase C-activating G protein-coupled receptor signaling pathway; positive regulation of Rho protein signal transduction. Gene Ontology annotation, molecular function: thrombin-activated receptor activity. NCBI's taxonomy places the organism in Eukaryota, Metazoa, Chordata, Mammalia, Artiodactyla, Cervidae.
GCAAGCACCCAGCUUCGCCAACAUGUGGGUAUUCUUGCUGCUGUGGCCUCUGGCCCUGGGUUUCAGCCUGGGUGACACCCAGACCCCCAUCGGCUAUGAGGAGGUGGGGAGCACAGCAGAAGGCGAUGACAGCACACCGAGGCCCCACCCCCGCAGCUUCCCUGGCCAGCCCUGUACCAACGACAGCAACACUCUGGAGCUCCCUGCCAACUCUCGGGCCCUGCUGCUGGGCUGGGUGCCCACGAGGCUGGUGCCUGCACUCUACGGGCUGGCCCUGGCAGUGGGGCUGCCCGCCAACAGCCUGGCACUGUGGGUGCUGGCCACGCAGGUGCCCCGACUGCCCUCCACCGUGAUGCUGAUGAACCUGGCGGCCGCUGACCUGCUGCUGGCGCUGGCGCUGCCGCCACGGAUUGCCUACCACCUGCGGGGCCAGCGCUGGCCCUUUGGCGAGGCCGCCUGCCGCCUGGACACAGCCGCACUCUACGGCCACCUGUACGGCUCCCUGUUGCUGCUGGCCGCUGUCAGCCUGGACCGCUACCUGGCCGUAGUGCACCCUCUGCGGGCCCGCACCCUGCGAGGCCAGCGCCUGGCCGGCGGGCUCUGCGUCACGGCCUGGCUGGCGGCAGCUGCCCUGGCGAUGCCCCUGGCACUGCAGCAGCAGACCUUCCGGCUGGCACGCUCUGACCACGUGCUGUGCCAUGACGUGCUGCCCACCGGCGCCCAGGCCUCCUACUGGCGGCCCACCUUCAUCUGCCUGGCGGGGUUCGGCUGCUUCCUGCCGCUGCUGGCCAUGGUGCUGAGCUACGGGGCCACUCUACGCACGCUGGCGGCUGGGGGCCGGCGCUACGGCCACGCGCUGCGGCUGACCGCGCUGGUGCUGGCCUCUGCCGUGGGCCUCUUCGCGCCCAGCAACGUGCUGCUGCUGCUGCACUUCUCAAACCCCGGCCCUGACGCCUGGGGGGACUUGUACGCCGCCUACGUGCCCAGCCUGGCGCUCAGCACCCUCAACAGCUGUGUGGACCCCUUCAUCUAUUAUUUCGUGUCUGCCGAGUUCAGGAGCAAGGUGCAGGAGGGCUUGCUCCGCCGGGCACCUGGCACCACCAUGGCCUCCAGGGAGCGGGGCAGCCGAGCGACGGGGACCCGGUCCUCCUCGGUCGUGUGACAGGCCCGUCACAGGCUGGAUGAACAGGAAGGGAGUCGUUCUGGGUUGAAUAGGGUCCCCUCCAGAUUCACACCCAUCGGGAACCUCCCAAGGUGAGCUUAUUCGGAAACAGGGUCUUGGCAGGUGUGAUUAGCUAGAAUGAGGUCACACUGGAGUACAGAGUAGGCCCUAAAUCCGAUGUGACUGGUGUCCUUACAAGAGGAGGAUGCAGAGACACACGGGAAGAAGGCCACUUGAUGGUGGAGGCAGAGGUGCGGUGAUGUGGCCACAAGCUGCAGACUGCUGGCAGCGACUACAAGAAGCCAGGGGAGCAGCCUUGGGUAGUCUCCCUCGGAGCCCCUGGAGGGAGCCAGUGCUGCCUACACCUUAAUCUCGGACUUCUAGCCUCCAGAACUGCCAGAGAAUAAACUUCUGUUGUUUGAA